Molecule: messenger RNA, 1674 nt
Organism: Cololabis saira (Pacific saury)
Lineage: Eukaryota; Metazoa; Chordata; Actinopteri; Beloniformes; Belonidae
Gene: snai1b
Product: snail family zinc finger 1b
Exons: 3
Coding region: 157-975 (272 amino acids)
Biological process (GO): regulation of DNA-templated transcription
Molecular function (GO): DNA-binding transcription factor activity, RNA polymerase II-specific; RNA polymerase II cis-regulatory region sequence-specific DNA binding
Source: RefSeq, a predicted model, not a curated record
UGUGCUCAUGUAAGGUUCACUGAGCGAUUUCCUAAAGUGCGACUGGAACUGUCUGAGGCGCAUUUGGAUCAGAGCGCGCUCAGUCGUGGAAGUUCUCAGAUAACUAAAAGAAAUUACCAAAAAAAAAAAUCUCCCUGAGAAAGUAUAAAGCGCAACAUGCCUCGAUCAUUUCUGGUCAAGAAGUACUUUUCUAAUAAGAAGCUUUAUUACAAGGAUAGCCAACUGGAGAGCCAAAGUGCUUUUGUGCCAGAAAGUUUUCCACGGGCUGAACUCCCAACGCUGAACAACAGCUCUGCUCUGACCUGCUGUCCCACCAACCAGUUCCUGACCGGUGUGGAAGCCCUGCCUGCACCGAUCUCCCCCAUCACCCCGGUGUCUCCUUCUCUGCUGGCCCCUGUGGAUCUGAGCAGCUCUCCCUCCAGCAGCAGCAGCAGCGGUGAGGAAGAGGAGGAUGGAGGACGUAGCUCGGAUCCCCCCAGCCCAGACGUGAUCCAGCACAUCUACCCGAGUCUGCACUGCAGUGAGAGCUAUGCCAGCCUCUCGGUGCUCUCCUACCGUCAGAUGUCCCACCACCAGCUCUCGUCCCUCGUCCCACCGGAACAGACUCCCCCGCUGCCGGCCGAGGGCUCUUCACGCCCAGCCUUCCACUGCAAACACUGCUCCAAGGAGUACAACAGCCUGGGAGCCUUGAAGAUGCACAUUCGCUCACACACCCUGCCCUGCGUGUGUCCCACCUGUGGCAAGGCCUUCUCCAGGCCCUGGCUGCUCAGAGGACACAUCCGCACACAUACAGGAGAACGUCCAUUUGCAUGUCAGCAUUGUAACCGGGCCUUCGCCGAUCGCUCCAAUCUGCGUGCCCACCUGCAGACCCACUCAGAGGUGAAGAAGUACCAGUGUGGCUCUUGCUCGCGGACCUUCAGCCGCAUGUCCCUGCUGCACAAACACAGGGCCUCUGGAUGCUGCGCUGCCUCAUAGACUCACAUUCCCUUGAAUGUCUCUUCGUGAUCCAGUUGAAGCUGCUUUGAUGGCUUUCUUCACGGUGAUAAGAGCCAACACACAAAAGACAUUGGGAGAUAGCAAUUUGCGUAAAAUGCAGCUCUCUUUUUAUGUACAAGACUACUUAAGUGCCUUCACGUCACAAUUCACUCAAUCAGAUGUGCGGUAUCUGGAACUCUGUUGUGCUGCAUGCCGUCAACUGUGUGUGUGUGUGAUUUGAGGGCAGCUGGACAUGCAGUUAAUUCCCAGGAAACUUCAUUGGUGCCGGCCGGUCCGGGACUCUGGCCAUGUUGCAGCUGCUUGGGUGUGUUUUUGUGUGUAUGUGAGGAUGUCAUUCCUCACUAUACUAUACAUACAUGAUGUGUGGGUGUUGAGACAGCUGUCUGUGUGCACUGUGCAGUGAGGAGGCAGAGCGCUGAGAGACGUGCUAUGUGUGACCUCAGCAACAGGUGACACACACCCCUUCUUCAGUAACCCGUCCUCCAUGGCAGACACUUGCAUGGUUGACAUUUAAAAGGAAAAAAAAAAAAAAAAAGAGAGCCUGACCAAAUUCAUACAACUUGCUUUUUCAGAUAUUGCCAUUUUUAGAAUCCAAAUUACAUUUAGAUAUGUUUUUAAUGGAAGAUUUUGUUGCAAAUGCUUUCCAAGUGAUGUCUUUUUCUGCCAUUUGUAAAUAAA